Haliotis rubra (blacklip abalone) is the source of this 3840-nucleotide messenger RNA. Its product is annotated as tudor domain-containing protein 7-like. The record is from RefSeq and is a predicted model, not a curated record. Lineage: Eukaryota; Metazoa; Mollusca; Gastropoda; Lepetellida; Haliotidae.
UUAAAGAAACAGGAGAGAAAAAGUAAUCAAAAUGGCGAAGGGGAACUAAAACAAGUGAAGGCGAUGUUGAGAAGUGUACUUCUCAGUUGUAAGGAAGGUGUCGCAUCACAGAGAUUCUUGGUUGACUACCGUGAUGUGACUGGGGAGUACCUGCCGUAUAAGAAGUUUGGUUUCAGCAGCGUCUCCGACUUCAUCGCCUCCAUCCCCGACGUUGUACAUGUGAGAAGGCAAGGCGGGGAGGAAAUAUACCAUGCUGUGGCAGAUGAAACCACGGCCCACAUCCAGAAGCUGGUGUCCAAACAGAGGAGCAAGAAGACAAAGAGGCCACUCCGGAAGGCACCAGUGAGGAACCAAUUCCGUUUUGGCAACCGACCAAUGGGCAGGGGGUACACACCUCCAUACCAACCUCAGGGAGGCGGGUACUCAAGACCUCCAGUUCAUCAGCCUCACUAUGCGGCAGUUAGGAGAUUUGAUCCACGGCCUUAUGUAUCAUCUCCACAAGUACAUAGAGCACCUCUGCUGCCACUGCCCAGGUCCUCUCCAGAGGAAUGGUCCAGCUCAUCACCACCCUCCUCCCCUAUGAACAGUAAUGAAGCCUUCCACAACUUCCAGAUCACACUGCAUAACUCUGCUGGCAGUAGGAUGGUUGGUGCCGGGUAUGGUGGUCCAAGACCCCGAGCAGGGCGUAUGAUAAUGAGGGCAGUGUCUGAGGCAGUGAUGGAUUGCCAGGGACAGCCGAGACCGAACAGUAUUAAAUUUGGGCACAAGUUUGAAGUUCCACCACGUUUUCGCCGGAAUCACGAUUUAUUAGGAUUAGGAGAGCCGUUCCCAGGGCUGCCGACUCCCCUACCCCUACCUGUCCAGAUGAUGUUCUAUGGGGAUGGCACAGACUACCUGGAGAAGCUCAAUAAGUACAUUUGGAAACGGAACCUGCUUCCUAUCAAGUUUGACACCACCCAGGCCAAGAGUGGACUGUACGUCAGUUCCGUGAAAGUAGAUGGGAGGGUGUUUGCCAGUAUUGAUCUGUUUGCCACAGCACAGGAGGCUGAGUAUGUAGCAGCCAAGAAUGCCUGCAAUGCCCUGGAAGUGGACAAAGAUGCAUCUCCUGUGGCCGCCAGCAGUAGCAUGGCCGUGUCUGAUACUGCCCUCCGAGACUGGAUACGAGAGACCCUGGAUCCUCUCCUUAAUGGCCUGUGGGGCUGCUGGAUCCCUAUUCUGUUUAAGGAAAAGUUUCUUGAAGAGGCCCCAGCUCAUUUAUUGAGCGCAAGAUUGGCACAUGGGAGGACCUUGUUGAAAUCAGUGCAGGUGAAGUUCCUGGACUAUGGUAAUACUGAGACCGGCCCCAGUGUCCUCCAUCCGCAGCUGCCCGACACAACAGCCAGCAUUGCAGCUCAGAGCCAAGACGAACCAUCUCCGUCCCUGAAGGAGUUCUCCGAGGUGGUGAAGGACUCGCCCUUAUCGGCCCUCACUGUGGCCUAUAACACAGAUGGUCAAUGUGAGGUUGAACUACACAAGGAUGACAUGUCCAUCAAUGACUACCUGAUCAAGAAGGGUCUUGUGAAGAGCGAGAGACUGUGUUACUACCUGAUGACAAGUUCCUGGAUGUGUAUGUGUGCUUCAUCAGUCCGACCUGGCUGUCACUAUCAGGAUAGUGGUGAAGAGUACUCUGACAAGCUGGAUGUGUUUGAAGCCCAGCUGGAGGACUGUUUCAAGAAGGCUGACCCAGACACAUUCAUAGCUCCGGUGGCGGUGUGUAUCGCCAGCAUGGACGGCCUGUACCAGCGGGUGCUCAUCAACUCAGUGACUGACGGCAAGGCUGAGUGCUACUUCACCGACCACGGCGAUACCGAGAACAUCAGCCUCUCACAACUUCGUUCACUACCGCUAGAUCUCAAUACCUCUCUGCCAUAUCAGGCUGUGCGCUGUUACCUGAAUGGGCUUGAGAAAGUGACAGAUACAGUGACCGCUCUGGAGAGCCUGCUGGACAUGGCCCUGGGCAAGACUUGUGUGGCAGAAAUAGUUGACAGAGAUGAGAGAUUGUCUGUGAUCCUGUAUGACACAAACGAUGACAAUGAUUUGGACAUCAACAAAGCUGUCAUCAAAGCAAUCCUUGCCAAGGAUCCCCAAAACUUAAACGUAACAGAAGGAGCAGCAGCAGCAGCAGCAUCCUUGCCACAGCCUCCUUCCACACACUCCAACUCUGUGUCCCAAAGAGUGACAGCUCCAGUUCAAGACCCAUUCCCCACUGCUGUGGUUAACAGUGAACAGUCUAGGAACAGUAAUGGCACAGUGAAGUCUGAGCCCACACUUCCAUCUAGUCAUGGGGGGUUAAACAAGGCGUUUGUCAGGAGAAAAAUGCCUCAGCCCGAGUUGGUGGAUAUUCCUGGUGUUGGAGAGUUCUUUGAUGUCCAUGUUUUGUGGGUGUCCGAUCCAACUAAUUUCUGGUGUACGCCGUACAAGAUGGUGUUAUGUCUCGAGAAUAUGAUGAAGGAUCUCAAUACACACUUCAACUCUCACACUAAGCGUGUUGUGCUGGAAGAGAAGGAUUUGACUGCAGGGAUGCUGAUGGCUGGCUGCCUGGAGGGAGCCUGGUACCGCAUCAUAAAGAAUAUCAUAGAGCAUCAGAUGUCCGUGUACUUCCCUGACUAUGGGCAGUACAACAUCCUGGGGAUUGAGGAUCUGCAGCCGUUACCAGAACAGUUUUAUGCACUGCCGCUAUGUGCAGUCAAAGCCAAGUUGCACGAUAUCAGCCAAGACGAUAGAUCAGCACAUAAAGGUAUCAACUUUGUGAGGAUCAACAAACCCUGGUCUGAGGCGGCCAAGUACAAGUUCAUGGAGAUGGCCCAGGGACGGGACUUUGUGUGCUUGGUGUGUGACAAGAACAAGAGCUCUGGCAUGGUGUCUGUGAAGCUGGUGGACACGUCCAGUGACCAGGAAGAUGUCCUCAUCGACGAAGUGCUGAUUGAUAUGAAUUUUGCACGGAGUUUGGACUCAUGAUGAAACUGUACAAUCUGCAAACAUGAUAAUGGUAGUUCACGGAUGGCUUGAGCAUAGCAUGGAAAGCUUUGAGGUCUGUGUGUGGAAUCCUUUCUAAGCAAUUUUUGCCAUUGUAAUUGAACUUCUUAUUGGUGUGACUGAGUGGGUUGUCAGCAACACAUACUCUUGUAAUGAUUGUAUUUGAAUUCCAUGCUAUUGAAUCCAUAAUGUAGUUGAAGUAUAGCCAAUGUAUUAAUCUGUAUGCAUGAGCAGUGUGUACCUCAAUAAUACAUUGUUUUAAAACAUUCACAUAGUCACACUGUAUCCAAUACAUGUAUUCAAGUUUAUUCGAUCCCACACAGCAUUAGGUCUGUCACUGUGGGCAGACGAAGACCUGUAGGGCAAAGGUGACGCGUGUAAUACAGCCCUGGACUAGUGAUUUCAUGUGUGGUGCAUAAUGGAGAAAUCAGAUCAGGAGCACUGGGAUUGUGUGUCUGUCAAGUGAUUGUUAGAACGACCUCUCUGACCAAAUAUGAUAUUACAAAUUGAUUGUAAUUGGUAAUAUUGAGUUCAGCCAUUUUUUACACAACGUAUUUGACAAUCAGCGUGGUGACAUGGAUUCUUAUGAAGACUAUAUGACAAGACACUGUUAUAUCUUACUGACAGCAGUAUCUAAAGUUUACAAGACUCUUGCUGCAGUUUGGUUACCUUUGUCUCGAGUCUGGUGGAGGAGCUUUAAAUGAUGGACAGUGUGCUUAAAUUUCCCUACACAGUGCAUCAAGAAGCACACCAUAUCAUAGGGAAAGGACUGUACAUAGUAACUGUGCCAAACGCUUCCUGUGAUACGAGAGUGAGACUGCAGUA